Messenger RNA from Durusdinium trenchii, 4314 nucleotides. The record is from the annotation of a GenBank genome assembly. NCBI's taxonomy places the organism in Eukaryota, Dinophyceae, Suessiales, Symbiodiniaceae.
AUGUCGCAUUUGCGAGCCCGAGACGACGCGGUGGAGGUGUUGUCCAGUUGCCCGCCCGGACAGCUGGCGGUCGUGUGGUAUAGUGAUGAUUCAGUUUAUCACGAGCGGCUUAUGGUUUGGAGGGCUGGUGACACUGAGUGGUUUGUGCUGACCCCUGACGGGGACUUCUAUAGAGAGGACUGGUCAGGCCAUUCAGAUGAGGGUCCCAUCAGCUUCAAACUGAAGAAGACAGACUUUAGUCACUUCUCCCGUAUCAGCCAACCAGUGUAUCGUUUUAGUUCCUACCCCGAUGACGACCGGUUCAGAGAGCUUGUGGAGGAGGCCCUCAACGAGUUAGGUGAGUUAGGCAGUGGCUCCCUGAGUUGGACACCCCGCAAGGUCAUUGACAUGAAAGGCAAGGAGGUGGAGGCUUCUCUUUACCUGGGACGCCUGAUAGUGCCCCGGAGGUUGAGACGUCGAGAUGGAGGCUAUGUCGCUGAACCCAUUCCCUCCCCAGUGGCAGUGUCAGGCUUUCCUAGGUCAGGACUUGCACCGGCCCCUGAGGGCCACAUGUGGGUCGCCUUGCAUGACACCUCCGCCUUUGACCUUGGGAAGGAGGCCAACGUAGGCUUGGAGAAGGGCAUCCAGUUGGACAGCGACCAUGGAGCCAUCCCUGAUGAGAAGGGAUGGACCUUGAUGAAGCUGCUCAAAGUUGAGAAGGUUCCCGCAAUGGUUGAAGAGCGAGAGAAGCUGGUGCCCAGUCGGUUGGAGCUUCGUGGUGUGCCUAGCAGGAGCCUGGAGACUGGCGCCAAGAAGGAGGAGGCUGGAGGUGAGGAAGACGCUGAGGUCUCAGAGGACGCCAGGACUCUGAGUGUUUGCUAUGAUGAUCAAGGAGAGAGAUACCGGUCAUGGAGGGAGGCCACAAAAGAGGCAAGCGAGUAUUCCUACUCGGACUGGCCCCUGGAGGGGCCCCAAUCCGUGCUCCACUUGAUGAAGUACAUGUUGAAGAAUGGUGGCAGCCCCAAGCAAUGGUUGUUGAUUUGGGCCCGACACAAAGGAGUGCAUGACAAUGAUCGAGUCAUGCAUGAAAUGCGUGCCUUGUUGGAGAGCUUCGAAUUGGCAGGCUGCUAUGACCAGUUGAACCUUGGCAGUUUGGCCUGUUUUGAGGCCUUGGGACGCAGGGUGCAGAGCAUUGUCGAUGCCUACAACAGCGGCUCCUCCGCCUCUCCAGAUUGGGGGGCGGCGAAGAUCAUGUCGGGAUACCAAGGUCCAGAGGAUCUGGUUUCUCCUUCCCUUCGCACUUGGGCAGCCAAGAAAGGAAAGGAGGAAGUUGAGAUUGCAGCCGCCCGGACGAAGAUGAGAGAGCACAAGCGGCUGCAGAUCCCCACAGAAGAUGCUGCCGCCUCCGCCGUGGCUGACGGCAACCUACCUCCCGGCGGACCAGCUGCCAAAGCCAAGCGCAAGGCCAAGGCGAAGCAGCUUGACGCAGGACGGCUGGGCACCUUGGAGCAGAUUCCAAAACCUGAGGCAGCCUUACGAGAGCUGCUCAAAGGGAAGUCGGAGUAUCACCAACCCGAAGUCCCUGUGGCUUUGGCUCCCUACAAACUCGAGCGCAUUUCUCUCCCGAGCAGCUUGGAGAACCUUCCGGAGGCUCGUGACCUUCUGCCGGAGAAUGCCCGUCGAUAUCUGUUGGGUAGAGAGCUCAUGCUUAGGGAGGAGGGCGCUUAUGAUGCCCCCCGCCCUUACUGGGACCCUGUUUUGGCGAACAACAAGAAGCAUUACAGAGAGUUCAUUGAAAAGUUGAACAGUGUUGGCAUGUUGCAGUUCACUCAACACCCCAAGAACCAUGUUGGAGUUUUCUUUGUGCACAAGAGUGACAAACAGAAGAUACGACUCAUUGUGGAUGCACGGUCGAGCAACGCAUUGUUUAAAGAGCCCCCAGGUGUUGAACUUUGUUCGAGUGAAGGGUUCAGUCGCAUCGAAUGUGAGGUGUCGGAAGGUGUGUUGCCAGGCAGUGCAGAGUUUUUGCAGGAACUUCAAUCCAUGGAGCUACAUGUUGGUUUGUCCGAUGUCAAAGAUUGCUUCCACAGGCUCAAACAACCUCGGUGGCUUGCAGAAUACUUUUGCUUUAUGCCGAUCAAGGCUCACUGGGUUGGUUUGACAGGGAAGUGUUUGGAUGGGGUUACAUUGGGCUGCAAUGACAUUGUUUAUCCUAUGCCGGGUAGUCUUUGUAUGGGGUUCUCGUGGAGUCUUUAUUUUUGCCAGCAGAUCAACGAGCAUCCGUGUGCCUUGACCAGGUCAUUAGGAGACUCCACUUUGAUCACAGACAAGGGUUUGCCGGUGGUAUUCAAGAGCUCAGCAGUCCGAGACAAUGCAAGAGCAACAACAAGGCACUACGUCUAUGUCGACAACCUUGGCAUUGUUUCCCCUCACCGGGGGGUCGUCCAGUCGGCGCUCCAGGAGCUGGACAGUCACUUUGGAGGCAAAGGACUUCUUCUUCAUCCAGGAGAGGUCCACAGUGAAGAAACGAAAGCACUGGGGACAAUAUUGGAUGGCAAGAAUCUUUGCUCCCGAAUUUGUCCAGAGAGGUAUCACAAGGUCAGACAGAGCAUCAGAGGUCUUUUACAAAAGCCGCAGGUGACGGGACAGAUGGUUGAAGUUGUCUUGGGCCAUGCAACCUUUUGCGCAUUGAACAACCGUAUGCUCAUGUCGAUCUUCCACAGUUGUUACAAGUUCAUAAGAGCACACUACUUUGAACCGGUGGCAAUGUGGGAUGCAGUGCGUCGUGAGUUCACAGCCUUUUCAGGACUCAUGAUUUUUCUUCGAGCGGACUGGUGGCGCCCUUGGAACAGUUUGGUGUGUUGCAGCGACGCCAGUACUACUGGCUAUGGGGUAUGCACAUCACAUUGGAGGCUAGAGGAUGUCAGAAAGGUUGGUCGACAGAAGGAACGGAGCCGCUUUAAACGUUGUGACAAUCAUUCAGCUAGAGAGUCAGCCUUAACUUCAGCAGGGUUCAUUCGUGAUGAGUUGACAGGUGCAUGGAAGGCAGGCAAUCUUUCAACUGAAGAUUAUCUCAACCUCAGCGGGUGGAAACUGGACCAAAGUUUUGAGGAGGUUCCAGCCCGCCUGCUGAGGAAGCAAUUGUGGCAGCCAAAGCUUUGGGGAAAGUGGCGCUUCAACGAAGGCAUCAUUAUCCUUGAGGCCCGGGCGGCCGUGAAAGCGAUGAAGCGGAUUGCGAUGAGCCGGUACGGUUCGCAGACACGACAGCUUUUCUUGUUGGACAACAUGUCACUGACCUUAGCACUCGAGCGUAGCCGCAGUCGUCAGUAUGGGCUCCUGAGCCAGGUGAGGGUUUUCAAUGCCUAUUGCAUAGCUAGAGGUAUACAGCCCAGCUUCAGGUGGAUUCCUAGUGAGUUGAAUAGUUCAGACGAACCAUCUCGUUUUGGCACGGACGAACCUUCCAAGCUGCUCACCUCGGAGAUCCCCUAUGGCCCCGAAGAGAACCAGACGACUAGCCGCCCCGGAGAGAGAUUGGAGCGAGUGUUGAAGCCCGGAAAGCUUGUUGCGCCGAGUCGUUCGAGCAAGAAGGAGGCCUUGUUGAAGCCUGUCGAGACCAGCGAGCUCCUGACAACAAAGGGAGUGCUGGGAAAACUGCCCACGCUGGAGAGUCCAGGGGAGGAGACCAAAACCCUGGGAGUCGACCUCUCCGUGUCCAGCAGUUCCGACAGCAGCAGCGAGGUCGACAUGACCAAGAAGAGAAAGAAGAACUUGCGCAGUCGCGCCCGACACCGGAGGCGCAAAUAUGUGGACUUCCUCAUGGACGGCAAGGACAAGGAUGGGCUGAGUCUUUUGGAGAAGAGAGCCAUUGGAACAGCCGCAGAGAAAAUGUACCAGAAAGAGCUUCAGGCCUUCAAGGACUAUGCAGUGUGUCGGGGACUGGACCCGAAAGAUGCCGAGGGGGUGGACAGGUUGAUGGUGCAGUACAUGAACAAUUGUUAUUUGGCAGGACACCAGCUAUGUUGGAGACCGCCUCAUAGCCAGUUGGUUGCACCAUCACCCACAGUUCAGCAAGACUGGGGUGAAGAAGAUCCCCAGAGCCCUGAGGUGUCUGAAAGGUUGGCGAAGACUUUGCCCUGGACGGUCGCGAGUUCCAUACCCUUUGAGCAUUUGGUGUGCAGUGGCAUGUCUGAUGAUCAACAUGGGUUUUCCCAAGAUGGCCGUUUUUGUGAUGCUAGCAGUGUCCACCUACAGUCGCCCCUCCGAGUUGUUGCGGCUGAGGACCUUCAGUUUGAUCAAACCGGCACCAGGAGUGACCAGCAGUUGGAGCUUGCUUGA